This is a messenger RNA of Setaria italica (foxtail millet), 2321 nucleotides long. Its product is annotated as LRR receptor-like serine/threonine-protein kinase ERECTA. NCBI's taxonomy places the organism in Eukaryota, Viridiplantae, Streptophyta, Magnoliopsida, Poales, Poaceae. The transcript is spliced from 2 exons. Gene Ontology annotation, molecular function: protein binding. The coding region runs from base 671 to 1876 and encodes 401 amino acids. The record is from RefSeq and is a predicted model, not a curated record.
AGCAGAGGAGAGCCUAUGGGAGGAGGGGAGAGAAGGGGGAGUGGCCUGGUAGUAGUGUAGUGGGCUAGUGCUUGUGGAGGCGGAGCAGAGAGCUGGGCUGGGAGAGCGAGCAGAGCAAGCAAAGCGAGGGCGAGCGAGCGAGAGGCGAAGCGAAUUGAUUGCGCCCACCACCGCACCACGUCUUCUCCACCUCCGUCCGACCCGUCCUCGCCAAGCCACCAUCAUUGCCGCCACCGCGCCGCCCGCGGGAGCCCAGCUGCGCAUUCUUAACUGUUCCUCCUCCCCUUGGCUUCUCGGCGAAGCGUUGCGGUUGCGGGUACUGGAGUGGAGAGCAGAGCACCGGUACGUGUGCUGUGCUGCCACAGGGAGGGGGGGAAGGAAGCGGCACCACCCACCACCACCUCCAUUAAAGGCGCUCACGCGCCGCCUCCGCCUCCACGAGAAAGCGAGGCGAGGGAGGGCGAGGGCGUACGCCACCUGAGCUCACUCGCCGUCAAGUCCCUCUCUCUCUCUUCCUCACUUCCCUCACGGGGGCAGCCAGCCACGUACAAAGGCCGCUCGCCAACGCCCAGCGCCCCCCUCGCCGCACCACCACGCCCCACGCCGUGGCCGCCUUUAAAGACAUCGCGCGCCACGCUUAAAGAGCAGAGGUGGGAGCAGAGUCGCGGCAAUGGCAGUGACCGCGCGGCUCCGCGCCGUCGUGGCGUGCGUCGUCCUGGCGGCGGUGGCGACGGCGCCGCUCCCCGCGGCGGGGAUCCUCGACCCGGUCGACUUCCUGGCGCUGCAGGCGGUGCGGCGGUCGCUGGACGACAUGCCGGGGUCGGCGUUCUUCGACGGCUGGGACUUCACCGCCGACCCCUGCGGGUUCCCCGGCGUGUUCUGCGACGGGGACCGCGUGGCGUCGCUCGCGCUCGGGGACCCGCGGGCCGGGUCGCCGGGGCUGACGGGGCGGCUCGACCCGGCGCUGGGCAGGCUGUCCGCGCUCACCGAGCUCUCGCUCGUGCCGGGGCGCGUCGAGGGGCAGCUCCCGGCGUCGCUCGCGUCGUGCUCGAACCUCCGGUUCCUGGCCGUCAGCAAGAACCUCCUGUCCGGCUCGAUACCGGACGGCUUCGGCGCGCUGACCAACCUCCGGACGCUCGACGUCAGCUUCAACCAGAUCUCCGGCGCCAUCCCGCCGUCCAUCGCCGCGCUGCCGUCGAUCACCAACCUCAUCCUCUGCCACAACCAGCUCACCGGCGGCGUCCCGGCGUUCCAGGACUCGUCCCCGCUGCUCCGGCUGGACCUCAAGCACAACGCCCUCACCGGCGGCGUGCCCACCCUGCCCGCCGGGCUGCAGUACCUCUCGCUGUCGGCCAACAAGCUGAGCGGCACGGUGGACCAGGUGCUGCCACGGCUGACCCGGCUCAACUUCCUCGACCUCAGCAUGAACCAGCUGGAUGGCCCGAUCCCGCCGGCGGUGUUCGCAUUGCCCCUCUCCGUGCUGCAGCUGCAGCGCAACUUCUUCGCGGGGCCCGUGCAGCCGGCGAACGACGUGACGAUCCCGGUGGUGGACCUGAGCUACAACCGGUUCUGGGGCCAGCUCUCGCCGCUCCUUGCCGGCGUCGGGCAGCUGUACCUGAACAACAACCGGUUCACCGGCGAGGUCCCGUCGCGGCUGGUGCAGGAGCUGGUGGGCUCCGGCGGCCUGCAGGUGCUCUACCUGCAGCACAACUUCCUGACGGGCAUCGAGAUAUCGCCGUCGUCGUCGCUCCCCUCCACCGUCUCGCUCUGCCUGAUGUACAACUGCAUGGUGCCGCCGGUGUAUGCGCCGUGCCCGAUCAAGGCCGGGUCGCAGAACACGCGGCCGGCCGACCAGUGCCCCGAGUGGAGGGGCUGAGCUUUUGAUACCAGGCUGAUCGUCCCUCAGCGGCAACGCCAAUGCCAAUCCCGGAUCGCCUCGGAUCAUCGGUGGGAAAUCGCGGGGAAAGCAGAAGAACUGAAGAACAGUGGAGAUUGCAAAGCGGUGGUCUCUGAUUCUUUGAUUGAUUUGUCCAGUUUGUUACUAGUGUUCUUAUUUUAUUUUAUUUUUUGGUUUGGGAGGAUAGUUACAGACAAGUAAGUGCCUCAAUAAUCGGGUAUUACAGGUGUAAGUUUUUUGUUUAGGUGUACGUGCAUUGUGUCUCCCCCUGCUGUAUAGUGAGCUAGUUACUGUGAUCACACUGGCUCUUGAUGCUGUUGGAUCAGAUGAUAUGGUGUUAAAGGGCCAGUGACGUUAUUUAUCAAUCAUGUCACUGAACAAAUCAAUGUUAACAAGCAUGCACUGUGCUUGAUUUUGUUUGCCA